AUGUUGGCUUCGUCCCCUUCACCCUCGUCGGCCGCGCUACGCUCUGGCUCCGCCCACCCACAUUAUGAAAGUGCUCCACAGUUUAGUAGCCCUCGUUCAUCUCGCCUGGCCAUUGAGGAGCUCCGUUCGGCCUUGAAUCGCCAUACCGUCGAUCCCGCCUCCCCUGAUUCCCCCGCCGCCCUCCAACGUCGACGCGCUUCUGCAGUCGAUCCCUCUGCCCCCAGCGCUGCCUUGGCUUCUUCAUCCCACAGCGUGUCCGCCACUCCUUCCACUGCCACCCUUCCUACAGCCACACCAUCUGGCCCUGUGAUUCCACCACCUACCCCGUCAGUCUCAAUGCCCGCCCCGGACAAUUCGGGGGGCUCCAAUAAGCGCAACAGCCAGAGUGACCACCACUCCCCGAAUGCGCCUUCGGCGGGCACAUCGGGUGGUCAAGAUGUGGAGGUGUCGCAGACCAAACGUUUGCGCCCCUCUGCGCCCAGCGUCAAGAUCCUGCCCGCCCAAUACGAACUGGCUGAUCCCCGUGACCUGGUUGUGCUGAUUUCCAGCAUGCUUAUGGAGCUGAUUCGCUUCAAUGACAAAAUUCCCCUGCAUCAGGGGCGUUUGACGCGCUUCCACUCCCGAUCGCCCCCUCGGAUCUCCGUGCAGGAUUACCUGCAGCGUCUGGCAACGCAUGCCACCCUCUCGCCACCCAUCCUUCUCAGCAUGGUCUACUACAUUGACCGUCUCUGCGCAUUAUAUCCCUCCUUCACUGUUUCCAGUCUCACCAUCCACCGUUUCUUGAUCUCCAGUGCCACCGUCGCCAGCAAAGGAUUGAGUGACAGCUUCUGGACCAACAAGACUUACGCUCGAGUCGGCGGUAUCAGCAUGAACGAGUUAGCCAUGUUAGAACUCGAGUUCCUCUUCCGCGUGCAGUGGCGCAUCGUGCCACAACCCGAGGUCCUGGUCGAUUAUUACCAGAGCCUGGUAGAACGAUGUGAAGGGUUUGAGAUUGAGCGCAAUGGCAGUACCACCACCACCGCCACCACGACUCCGGCAGCAUGA
Messenger RNA from Penicillium pulvis, 1044 nucleotides. It is a transcript of the gene phoB, whose product is annotated as regulatory cyclin phoB. The coding region runs from base 1 to 1044 and encodes 347 amino acids. Gene Ontology annotation, biological process: regulation of cyclin-dependent protein serine/threonine kinase activity. Lineage: Eukaryota; Fungi; Ascomycota; Eurotiomycetes; Eurotiales; Aspergillaceae. The transcript has a single exon. Gene Ontology annotation, cellular component: nucleus; cyclin-dependent protein kinase holoenzyme complex. Gene Ontology annotation, molecular function: cyclin-dependent protein serine/threonine kinase regulator activity; protein kinase binding. The record is from RefSeq and is a predicted model, not a curated record.